ACAUAAAUCAUCCCCAAAAGGUCUCACCCAUGCACACACUUUUUCACCGUGCUUCUUCGUAGCUGACAUCCUCUCUGCACUCACUCCAUUACCUCCUUCAAUGGCCGGCGAAGAACUCAACCGUCCUCCAUCACUUCCUCCAUACGCAGAGAUGAUUUUCUCAGCGAUUGAUGCUCUGAAAGAGAAGGACGGUUCAAGCACAUCGUCGAUCUCAAACUACAUCGAAUCAACUUGCGGAAGCUUACCGGAAGAACACACAAAUAUCCUGGCGGAUCAGUUGAACAAACUCGUUGAAAACGGUGAGCUAGUGGUUUCAAAUAACAACUACAUGCGUCCGGACUCCGCCACACCAGCGAAACGCGGUCGCGGCCGUCCUCCGAAGGCUAAGGAUCCAUCCGCGGCGGAGACCGAGACUCCGGCUGCGGUGACGUCACCGGCAACAGCAGGUUCUGAAGUUAAGAGAGGCAGAGGACGCCCGAAGAAGGAUCCGAAUGCUCCACCGUCAGCAAAGAAAGUUAAGGCUGCGACGGUGCCAACGCCGCCGUCGAAAACCGGCCGGCCGAGGGGACGGCCGCGUAAGGUGCAGCCGGAGCCUGCCGGUGUUGAAGCUAAUUGAGUUUUGUGAGUUUAUGAGAUAACUGAGAAGAUGGAAAAAAGAAACGGUGUUAGAUGUGUUACUGGAUGUGGGAUUCUUAAGUUUAGAGUUGAGUACAAGUGUUGAUGUGUGAUGUACAAGUGGGUAGAGUGUUGUUGCUCUGGAUUUGGGAAUUUCGUAUCUGGAAAUAGAGUUACUUUUAACAAAAAAAAAGGCUCCGUGAGGGUGUCUUGUUAGUUUUAUUAUGUUAGUAGGUGGUUAUUGUAAUUUUUAGGUUCUAAUGAAGUAUGCAAGUGUGUGUUGUGUUGUAUCUACUUUUCAUGCUAAUUGUGAAGAAUGGAGAUCCGCAUUUCAUUUGUUGAGGUGUGUUUUCA
This is a messenger RNA of Helianthus annuus (common sunflower), 969 nucleotides long. Its product is annotated as HMG-Y-related protein A. Gene Ontology annotation, biological process: nucleosome assembly; chromosome condensation; negative regulation of DNA recombination. Gene Ontology annotation, cellular component: nucleosome; nucleus; nucleolus. Bases 101 to 616 code for a protein of 171 amino acids. Gene Ontology annotation, molecular function: double-stranded DNA binding; nucleosomal DNA binding. NCBI's taxonomy places the organism in Eukaryota, Viridiplantae, Streptophyta, Magnoliopsida, Asterales, Asteraceae. The transcript is spliced from 2 exons. The record is from RefSeq and is a predicted model, not a curated record.